GACUAAUCCAUAGAAAAUGGCUGAUGCCACCACAGUAUCAUACAAAGUAAUCAGGAGUGCAAAGGACUCCAAGGGACCUGAGCUUCCUCAGCAGAUGGAGUCUGCUCUGAACGUUCUUUUAUGUAACUGCAAAGUGAUCAGUCCAGUCCAGUUUAUUGUUCUCGUGAAUCCCCAGAAUAAAGAGAGAGAGCGCAUGAGGGAGCGAGAAAAGGCUGCAAGGGAGAGGGAAGCACGUUACAGCAAUGGUCACCUCUUCACCUCACUGACCGUGUCAGGAACCACACUCUGUUCAGCAUGCAACAAGAGUAUUACUGCCAAGGAGGCACUCAGCUGCCCUACAUGCAAUGUCACAAUCCACAACCGCUGUCGAGACACUUUGCCAAACUGCGCCAAAAUGAAACAGAGGCAUCAGAAGACGGCCCUAAUGCGGAAUAACUCAGCCUUGCAGAAUGUCACGCUGCGUGCAAAAACUCCAGGAUUGCGUGAGCGUCCGAGUUCAGCCAUCUACCCUUCUGACAGCUUCCGACAGACCCUGCUGGGAUCCCGCCGUGGUCGCUCCAGCCUGUCCCUGUCCAAGAGUGUUUCCACCAACAACAUUUCAGGGACCCUGAAUGAUGACUCUCCCCUGGGGCUGCGCAGGAUCCUGUCUCAGUCCACAGACUCCCUCAGCUUCAGGGCCAGGGCUAUGUCAGUGGAAUCUCUCACCGAUGACGGAGAUAUGUACUACACCUCAGUAUUGGAGGAUAUGGAGUUUGAGGGCCAAGACUUUAAGGCUGACUCAUGGAGCAUGGCAGUGGACAGCAGUUACUUGCAGGCGCACCGCAAAAACGUCAUCAAGAGGCAGGAUGUCAUCUAUGAGCUGAUUCAGACAGAGCUGCACCACAUGCGAACGUUGCAUAUCAUGGAAAGGGUGUUCCGACAGGGCAUGCUGGAAGAGCUUCAGCUGGAACCAAGUACUGUGCAUGCCAUGUUCCCCUGCCUGGACCAGCUGAUCAGAAUACAUUCCCAUUUCCUGGCACAACUCCUCCUUCGGCGGAAAAACAGCCUGCAUCCUGGAUCCAGCCGCAACUUCACCAUUCACCAGCUAGGAGACAUACUACUAGAGCAGUUCUCAGGUCAGUGUGCAGAUGACAUGCGGAAGACCUACGCUGAGUUCUGUAGCCGUCACUUGAAGGCUGUCAAAUUGUAUAAGGAGCUGCUGGCCAGAGACAAAAGGUUCCAGUGUUUCAUACGGCGUGUGAGUCGAGGACCAUUGCUACGUUGCCAUGGUGUUCAGGAAUGCAUCUUGUUGGUGACUCAGCGGAUUUCCAAAUAUCCUGUCCUUAUCCAGCGCAUUCUGGAUAACACCAACGGUGAGACCCCAUUCACCAUGGCCCAGGCUCUCUCCAUGAUCAGAGAACUUCUUAGUUCAGUAGACCAACAGAUGGAGGACCUGGAGAAAACGCACCGGCUGCAGGAAAUACAGGCCAAGCUGGAUCCACGGGCUGAGACUAGAGUGAGGGAUGGUGGACUUUUCAAGCCCGGAGAGUUGAUCCGCCGCAGACUUGUGCAUGAGGGAACCCUUGUAUGGAAAAUGCCAGGAUCCCGGCCGAAAGAUAUACAGGUCUUACUGAUGACAGACAUCCUGGUGUUUCUGCAGGAGAAAGACCAGAGGUACAUCUUUCCAUGUCUGGACAAACCUCCGGUGCUUUCCCUUCAGAACCUUAUAGUGAGGGAUAUAGCCAAUCAGGAGCGAGGCAUGUUCCUCAUCAGUGACUCCUCCCCUCCUGAGAUGUACGAGUUCCAUGCUGCCUCCAAAGAGGACAAGAAUAUCUGGAUACGCCAUAUCCAGCGCACCGUCAGCAAGUGCCCUUCAAGAGAGGAGUUCCCCCUCAUAGAGACUGAAUAUAAGGCCCAUCUGAGGAGACUCAAGGGUGACCUCCAACAGAAGGACCGGGAAAUGCUGGAGCUCCUACAGGAGAGGGUGACUCUAUUCUGUGAGCUGGCUGAGGUAACAAGUGGUCAGGAGGGCUUGCAGCCUCCCAUCACUCGGUACUUUUUCAGGGCAGACACACCCCAAGCUCCUCGUGCAGAGAAAUUCCUUGUGGAUGCCACAGCAGAGGUGGACAGGUUGAGUGAGCUCCUGCUUGGCUCCAGUGUGGACAUCCCUCUUCCAUGCCAUCCCAACCACAUGGAGGCGGUAGAAACCAGUGAUCAUGAUCUGUUGGUCAAUGGAGCCCAUGAUUUCUUUGCAGAAAAGGAUUGCAUGAGGAGUCCAGACAAGCCACCAACUACAGAGAUCCUUCAGAGGCUGAUGAAUCUCAGUGUUUAUCUCCAUGCACUCCAGGGUGCCGUCAUCAAACAAGAUUCCAUCUUGGAGCUGCUGCUGCAGCCACAGGAAGCCAUGACACCAUCUGCAGGAGGAGUAUGGCGCCCUCUCUGGCGAGAUGUUGGAAACCGGGAGGCUAAUACAGGGUCUACCAUUGGGGAACUGGCUCUUUUGCAGCGACAACACAGCCUGCUGCAGGAGGAGCUGCUGAGGCUGCGGGAUGCUGAGAGCCGGUUCAAGGACAGUGAGAAGGCCAGGGUCAAGCUGGAGCGGCAGGUCCGACACAUGAAGGUCUGCAGUGGGGCUCCACUCCCCUCCCAGCAGCUGGGGGACCAGGCUUUUCAGCCUGUCUCUCUGGUAUCAGGAAGGGAGCUAGCAACUGGAGACAUCCCUCAGGCCAACCAGGAAUCUUUCCACCAGUCAGAUGGUGUCCAGGACAGCAGUGACUUGGAGGUAGACAUGAUGUCAGAUGAUGAUGAUGGGACAGAAUCUGAAAGCUCCAAAGAUCUUCAAGAUAUUCCAGAAGAGAUCUAAUCCUGGCAUGUGGCACAUUACUAAUGAGCUCAUAGCUAUAAUUGAUUGUGCUGUAAACUAUUUGACUCCCAACAAUACACAUUGUUGUGCUUUCUGACCAGUAUGCCAC
Molecule: messenger RNA, 2951 nt
Organism: Acanthopagrus latus (yellowfin seabream)
Lineage: Eukaryota; Metazoa; Chordata; Actinopteri; Spariformes; Sparidae
Gene: arhgef2a
Product: Rho guanine nucleotide exchange factor (GEF) 1a
Exons: 23
Coding region: 17-2842 (941 amino acids)
Biological process (GO): cell morphogenesis; positive regulation of neuron differentiation; actin filament organization
Cellular component (GO): ruffle membrane; cytoskeleton
Molecular function (GO): microtubule binding; guanyl-nucleotide exchange factor activity
Source: RefSeq, a predicted model, not a curated record